Ichthyophthirius multifiliis is the source of this 639-nucleotide messenger RNA. Its product is annotated as methionyl aminopeptidase, putative. The transcript has 4 exons. Lineage: Eukaryota; Ciliophora; Oligohymenophorea; Hymenostomatida. The record is from RefSeq and is a predicted model, not a curated record.
AUGAAUAUCCUCAAACUCCAAAAUUAAAAAUUCCAUAGAAUAUCUCAAGACCUGAAUACUUAAGGAAUAACAACUGAUGAUAUCGAUAAAAUUUGCCACGAAUUCAUAAUUAAAAACGGCGCAUAUCCCACAUGCUUAGGAUUUAAUAAUUACCCUAAAACUAUAUGUACGAGUGUCAAUGAAGUUUUAUGUCAUGGAAUUCCUGAUUAAAGACCUUUAGAAAAUGGUGAUUAUUUAAAUUUGGAUAUUUCUUUAUAUUUAAAUGGAGUACAUGGCGAUACCUCCAUAAUGAUAUAAAUAGGGGAAAAAGUUCACCCAGAAAUUUAGAAACUAAUAAAAACUACUCAAUAAGCUCUAUAUGAAAGUAUAAAAAUAUGUUAACCAGGACAUGGAAUCGGGCACUUAUUACAUUUACCACCUGUUAUUUAUCAUUGUAAAAAAACGUAAAUGGAAAGUCCCUAUGUAAUGGAAGAAGGGAUGGUUUUUACUAUAGAACCUAUUUUUACUAUGUAGUUUUAAGAUUGCUUUAUUUGGGAAGAUUAAUUUACUGUAGUUUCGCCUUUUAAUCCAUCAGCUUAAUGGGAACAUACUGUUUUAGUUACUGAUAGUGGAUACGAAGUACUUACUCAAAGAACAUGA